Messenger RNA from Paramisgurnus dabryanus, 8705 nucleotides. It is a transcript of the gene utp20, whose product is annotated as UTP20 small subunit processome component. Gene Ontology annotation, cellular component: nucleolus; small-subunit processome; 90S preribosome. The record is from RefSeq and is a predicted model, not a curated record. NCBI's taxonomy places the organism in Eukaryota, Metazoa, Chordata, Actinopteri, Cypriniformes, Cobitidae.
GGCCUCCUAACACGGCAUGUGUAUCAACAACUUCAAAGCAUUGAUUUCUAUUUCUGCUAGUUUAUGAUUUGUGCGUUUUAAUGGUGUGAUAAUACAGCAAGAUGAAGCUCAAAACAAAGCCCUCGUCCCAUAAGUCAGAAAAUACUUUCCGAUACCUCACGUUUUCUGAGAGACUCGCAAAUGUAAACAUAAAUGUCAUCCAUCGCAUUGAUCGGACUGGAAGUUAUGGAGAGGAGGUAGAAACCUACUUCUUUGAGAGCCUGACAAAAUGGAGAGACCUGAAUUUGACAGAGCACUUCACAACAUUUGCACGAGAGGUGUCAAGCAAGUGUCAAUCCUUCAACAUGCUGGUGUUUCACCAAAAUGCCAUUGUGGAGAGUCUGAAGACCCACCUGUCUGUGAAGAACAGCAUGGCUUUCCAACCUCUAUUGGAUCUUGUUGUGCAGCUCGCCCGAGACCUCCAAAAUGACUUUUAUGUCCACUUCUCUGAUUUCUUCCUCAUCAUCACGUCUUUGCUAGACAAACAGGACACUGAAGUGCUGGAAUCGGCCUUCACCUGCUUGUCGUACCUUUACAAAUAUCUCUGGAGGAUGAUGGUAAAAGAUAUGGACAAGAUUUACAGUCUUUACAGUAAACUUCUGGCCCAUAAGAAGGAUCACAUCCGCAACUUUGCUGCCGAGAGCUUCUCUUUUUUAAUGAGAAAGGUGUCAGAUUAUGAUGCUCUGUUGACAUUCAUGUUCGUAAACCUGUCUGAGCAUCCUCAAAAGGCCAAAGGAGUAGGUCAGCUGAUCUUUGAGAUGUGUCGCGGAGUCUGUAACAUGUUCCACUCCUGUGCCACCACUGCUCUUCCAGUGGUAUUGAAGAAACUUGGACCAGCAGACAAGCAGGUCGUCGAUUUCAACUGGGACUCCAUUAAAGAAGCUCUGGAUCAAAUGGUCGAAUCUUCAGCCAACUACGUUGAUAAGGAGCAUCUGCUGCUGCUUUGGGACUCUUUACAGGACGCUAUGAAAGAAGUACUUGGAAAGCUGGAAGUUAGUGAUGCAAACCAGGUUAAUGAACACUUGGAGAGGCUCUUGUAUAUCUACCACACCCUGGUGGAGCAUCGCAAAGGAGCAAAAAUCACAAAACCACAGUCGGUCUGUGAUACACUUCUUCAUCUAGUUCAGGCAUCAGGACUUUCGUACUCCUGCUGCAGUCUGCUAUUGCAGGUUGUCGCUUCUUUUCUUAUGGGGGAGAAUCUGUCAUUACCCGCUAGCAGUAUUCAGGAACUAGUUAAAAAGGUCUUCAGCAGCGGAAUAGACCGAGACCUUAUUCUAUCAUUUGCCAAAGAGAUGUUUGACAUGAAACAAUUCGAGAAGUUAUUCCUGCCCAGUUUACUGGUGUAUCUUGAGCGGAUCUUCUGCAGCAAGGACUCUGUGAACAAGCAGUUGGUUAUGGAAUUGCUGGUCAACUUGAUUAUGUCCAAAGCUCCGCCCCCCACCGAUGGCUCCAUGGCUUUUGAGAAAUACCCACUGGUCUUUACUGGGCAGCCACUUAGGUCAACUAGACCUGAAAGAGACCAGUCUGUUCCUGUUUCCCAGCAAAUUCUGUCCCUCAUAGACAUCCCUGCAGAGCAACCGCUCUCUGAUCUUUCUCUUCCUUGGGCCGCGUUGGUCCUUCUUCCACAUGUCAGGCCAUUAGAAACUGCAAGUGUUAUACCGGCAGUGACUGCACUACUGAAUAGAUUAUUAGAUGAGGUGUGCAGUGAAACCCUGUGCAGAGGUGGGCUGUUUGUUGCUCGACAGGCCCUUAGCACCCUUCUGAGCUUCAGUGAGACAGUGGCGGUGUUAUCAUUGCUCCCAGUAGAGCUGGUCAAGAAUAUUAUAGAGAAAUUCCCCACUGAUCUGUCAGCGCUGCUGUUAGGUGAUCUGUACUACACUAGACUUUCACUCAGCGGUCGUUCCUCUCAGCUGUCCCAUGAUUCCUUGUUGGAAUUAAACAAUGUACUACAGUCCAAUUUUUCCUCCAACAUCUCUAAGAUUCGUCUGCUGAGUCUAAGAAUUAUGUCAAACUUUGAGGCUGAUCUCCCAGCGCAGGGGGAGGACAGCACAAGUGUGCAGACGGUGUUUCGUAUUUGUCUGCAGGCUGAGCAGAUUCCAGCCACCGUGCAGGACUACAGAGAAAAGCUGCUGCACCUUCGAAAACUCCGUCAUGACCUGGUGCAGCCCUGUUUGCCACGUGGACCCUUCCAUGAGAUUCCUCUUCGCUAUCUCAUUGCGAUGCUGUUUGUAAAUUUUCGACCUCUGUGGGAUGCUGUUAUUGAUCUUUUAGUGUCACAUGCUAAAGAAAUGGACAACAAAUCUUUCUGGAAGGUGUACUACGAACAUCUAGAGAUGGUCGCUGGUUUAGCCGAGGAAGAGCUGCAGAUGAACAACGAUGAAGACGACGACGACGAGGAGGGUGGUGGAAAAAAUCGGGUGCAGAUAAGAGGCCCGGGAACAGACGUGAUUGACAGCGGUGAUGUCGGAGUUCUGUUCCUGGAGCAGCUGGACCAGGCAGCAGACCCAAGCGAGCGAACAGACUUCACAAACUUUCGCAACCUUCUGUGGAAAGCCAUGGCCCAGUUUCCAGAAAGAGUGGAACCACGUAGUCGAGAGCUCAGUCCAUUAUUGCUGCGUUUCAUCAGUAAUGAGUUUUACCCGGCCGACCUGCUGGUGUCUCCCACCCAAGACCUUUUAAAGAGGAGCAGAUCUUCAGAACAAGAAAUGGGUGAAGAUGAAGAUGCUGACAUGGAGGAGGAAGACAAUGAGGAAGAUUCCAAACCAUUCAAGAGAAAAGUGCCAAGAAGAGCAGCAGCCAAACAGCUCAUCGCUCACCUGAAGGUCUUCUCCAAAUUUACCAACCCCAAAGCUUUGUAUCUGGAGCCGAGCUUGAACAAACUGUACACAGAGUUGCUGUGUCAUAAAGACCAACAGAUUCAGAAAAUAGCACUGGACUGCUUGAUGACAUACAAGGACCCAAGCAUUCUGCCCUACAAAGAGAAUCUUGAGAGGCUUUUGGACGACAAGCAUUUCAAAGACGAGAUCGUCCACUUCAACAUCGCAGAGGAAGGAUCUGUAGUGCAGGCGUCACAUCGACCGCAGCUUAUCCCCAUGCUUAUGAGGGUUCUUUAUGGCCGGAUGCGCACCAGGAUUGGUAAUAAGUUUCAGGGGAAGGCAGGGACGGCAUCACGCUCAUCCAUAGUCCUGCGCUUCUUGGCCGGAUGUCAGCCAGAGGAAAUGGGCAUGUUUAUAGAUCUUCUGCUGGAACCUGUCCGUCAUCAUAGUGAAGGAGCAUGUCUGGCUGCGGUGGAACGGACCGUAGCAGAGACAAACCUGUCCGCUGUUCUCCCUCUGGGUCGACAGCACAGUCUGCUCAACGUCAUAGACGUCCUCAUCCAUAAACUGGGUCAUCUCAUCCACAUCUACCUGCCCAAAGUCCUGCAGAUUCUGCUCUGCCUCACAGCCUCUGUGUCGUCUGUACUGGAUCAAAGGGAACAGUUGAAGCCUGGUUGCCUCAGCCCACUGAAGAACUUGCGUCGUCUCGGGGUUCUGCGUGUGCAGGACUUCUUCGAUGGCUUUGAGUCCUACAGUUUCACUGCAGAUGAGUUGGAUGCUGUUUUUGAAGCGGUGGUGUGGCCUCAGGUGUGUCGUCUGCCGACUGAAAGCCCUUAUGCACCCACACCCCUCUUGAAGCUUAUACAUGUGUGGAGCCAAAAUCCCAGGUUUUUUCCUUUGCUUGCUAAGCAGAGGUCAGGCCACCCCGAGUGUGACGUUCUGCGCAAUGUUUUUGCUCUCUUGUCCGCCAAAAACGUGUCUCCCAACACUGUGACCAUGGUGAUGGACAUAGCCGAGUGUUUGCUGACCACUCCUAACUUUGAACCCAUGGAGAGCGAGUCCGAGCUGAUCGUGAACAACUGCGUGAUCCCGGAGCCCGACCAGAGCUCUGACAUCGCUAGUGACAUCGCAGACUCUUUGACGGUGGGUUGCCGCCUGCUGCUUCCUCACAUUCCCGCGCUGCUCCGAUAUCUCAGCGGAGUUGUGAAGAACUCUGAACGGCUCAAGAAGAAAAAGUUCAGACCUCAAGUUAAUAAAGAGCUCAACAUCCUCUCCAAGAUCAGCAGGUUUGUGACCGAUCAGGAGCAGAGCUCUAUGCUUAUCAGUUUACUUCUGCCUUACCUUCAAAAGCCAAAUACUGCUCAGGAAACUGAGCUGGACAUCCUCGGUACAGUACAGAACUUACUCCGUCAGUGUUCGGAGCCCGGCGUGUUUCUCAAACCCCUCAGUAAACUUUUUUCCAUCAUCCACAACAAACUUCCACGUCAAGCUCUGUGUGAGGUGUUCAAGACCCUGUCAGACAUGGACGGCAAUCUUACGUACAUCACAGAUGUUGUCGUUCAGCUCAACUCGUUCGACAGCCGACAUCUGGAUGAGAUUCACUUUGAUGCUCGGCUGACGGCUUUCCAGAAGGCCACCAAGUUUAUUAAAGAGAUGAGCACGCUAGAUCUGAAAUACCUGAACACUGUCAUGCACAACUGCUUCCAUUCAAUACAGAUUGGAGAUAUGUCUUUAGCCGACUGCGCCACCAUGUGCCUGUCCACGAUAAUAAUGCAGCUCGCUGCAGUCGGAUGCCCAGAGGCGGAUUACAAAGAGAUCGUGCAGUACACAAUACUGGAUGCAGUGCGCAAGGGUUUAAAAAACAAGACUGAGAGCGUAAGAAGUGAAUACACUGCAGUCCUGGCCUGUCUCAUCAAGAUCUUCCCGAACCGAUCAGAGUUUCGUGACUUGGUUCAGCUGACGGAUUACAACGAUCCGGAGUCGGAUUUCUUUGAGCAUAUGAAACACAUCCAGAUACACAGGAGAGGUCGAGCGCUCCGGAAGUUCGCCAAGCAGCUGACCGACGGCACGAUUGUGAUGUCAUCACGCUCCAUGCAAAAUUACAUCAUGCCUUAUGCCAUGAUCACUCUGUAUGACGAGAAACUGCUGAAGUAUGAACCUAUGACAACGGCCACAGUGGAGCUUAUUGGUGCCGUGUGCAGACGUCUGACCUGGUCCAAGUAUUUGUUUUACCUGAAACAUUUUGUCCAUGUACUACAUACAGGGAUAACAGAACAGAAACUGGCUGUCAGCUUGCUGGUGACCGUUCUAGAGGCGUUCCACUUUGACUACAAGACUCUCAGUAAAGAAAUCGAGGCUGCCAAAAACAGGAAGACAGAACAAAGCGUUGUAGAGGAAGGGCCUGAGGAUGAGGCGGCUGAAACCGCGGAGACGGACGAAAGCGAUGCUGAGGAUGCAAUGGAAACUGAGGAUGCAGCUGCUUCCACGGCAACGGAUGUCAUGGAUACAGAGACACAAGGCUCUGUCAAAUCAAAAAAAGGCAAAGAGAGUCAGGUGAAAACAACGCCCCCUGUUGUCAGCAGCGGUCUUCCACAGAGUCAGGAAGAUCUGGAGACUCUCCUUGCAUCCAUUCAUAACACGGUCACCAAGAGCGUCCUGCCAAAACUUCACAAGUGUCUCACUGCCAAGGUAAAACGGGACGAUGAACACAAAUCUGUGAAGUCUAAGGAGGUGAAAGAUGAUGAAGUGCUCAGAGUGCCCAUCGCCUUUGCUGUGGUUCAACUCAUGAAGACUCUGCCGCAGGACAUCAUGGAGGAAAACUUACCUGGUGUUUUGCUAAAAGUGUGCGUUCACCUGAAGAGCCGAUUCCAGGAGAUCCGUGAUAUUGCUCGAAGCACUUUGGUGAAGAUCAUAGAGACUCUCGGACAUCAGUACCUUCAUUAUCUUCUCAAAGAGAUGCAGGCCGUCCUGAUGAAGGGUUAUCAGGUCCAUGUGCUGACCUUCACCGUGUACCAUUUACUCUCCAUCCUGACACCAACCUUGACCGGCGGAGAUCUUGAUCCGUGCAUGGACAUGCUCAUUUCGAUCUUCAACAAUGAGCUGUUUGGAGCCGUUGCUGAGGAAAAGGACGUCAAAGGGAUCGCUUCCAAACUGAUGGAGGCCCGGCACAGCAAAAGCUCAGACUCGUACGAGUUAGUGGCGCGUUUCUGCAGUCAAGAACGCGUUGUUCAUCUCGUCCUCCCGCUCAAAGAGAUACUGGAGAACACAGCCAGUUUAAAGGUGUCGAGGCGAGUGCAUGCUGUGUUGAGGAGAAUCGUGUCUGGUCUUCUGCUCAAUGAGAGCAUGAGCCCUCAAUCCAUCCUACUGCUCAGCCACGGCCUCAUCAGCCAAAGCCUUCCACUCAUCACCAGCAAAAACAAAGAGAAGGUCCUUCCUCCUCCAGAUCCCCGGCUGCCUCCGCCCAGCUGCUUGCUGCUGAUGCCGACUCCAAAGAGGGGCGGAGUGAAAGCCGCCAUUAAUAGCAAAACCAACACACACAUCCUGGUGGAAACGGGUCUUAGCUUGCUCCACUGCAGUCUGAGGUCUUCAAAGGUGAACUCAUCUGUCCCAUCAGUAAUCGAGAUGUUGGAUCCGUUCGUCUCGCUCCUGCUGGACUGUGUUAACUCUAUGCACGUGAAGGUCAUUUCAGAAGCCUUGCAGGCCUUCAUCUGGAUCCUGAAGUUCCCUCUGCCCGCUGUGGAGCAGAAUUUCGAUCAGCUGACCAAACAGCUCUUUGUUCUGUUGAAGGACUACAGCAAAGUGGGAGCCGCCCGGGGCGAGAACUUUCAACUGGUCCAAACCUGCUUCAAGGCCAUUACUGUUUUGGUGAAGAGUGCUACGCAGCAUAUAUCAGAAACUCAGCUGCAGGUGCUUUUGGGAUACGCUGAGGAGGACAUUUAUGAUAGCUCUCGGCGAGCCACUGCAUUUGGACUUUUAAGGGCGAUCCUCUCCAGAAAACUGGUGGUGCCGGAAAUGGAGGACGUGAUGAAGAAGGUGGCCAAGCUCUCCAUCAAUGGGAACCACGAACAGGUCCGCAUACGAUGCAGACAGAUCUACCUGAAGUACCUGAUGGACUAUCCACUGGGGAAGAAACUGAAGGGUCAUUUUGACUUUAUAGUUGCUCAGAUUAGUUAUGAAUAUGACACCGGCAGGCAGUCUGCCCUUGAGAUGCUGGCUUUUAUUUUCCAGACGUUCCCUCAGAAACUUUUGCACGAGCACUGCGGUCUGUUUUUCGUACCGUUGUCAUUGACGAUAUUGAACGAUGACUCAGCAUCUUGUAAGAAGAUGGCUGCCCUGGCCGUCAAGUCACUGUUGAAUAAAUUGGAUGUGCAGCAUCAGAAUUCCAUGUUUAGUCUUGUCAACAACUGGCUAACAGGCGAGAAGAUGGCUCUACGGCGACUGGGAACUCAGAUGUGUGGGCUUUUCGUAGAGGUGGAAGGAGAAAAGUUCACCCGAAGGCUAGAAGCCCUGAUACCCCUGAUAGAGAGAGAGAUCCACACAACCAACUUUGAAGAUAUCGAGGAAGAGGAGGAUGAGAAGGCUGCAGACCGACUGCUGUUCGGUUACCUCACUCUUGUCGUCAAACUCAUCAAAGAUUGCAGUUUUCUGGAGCUCCAUAAACCUGCCGACCUGCUCGAAAACAUCUGGGGUCAUAUUGAUUCACAUCUGCGGUAUCCUCACUCUUGGGUGUGGCUGACUGCAUCCCAGAUCUUUGGUUUGUUGUUUGCCGCUCAUAAACCUGAGGAUCUUCUUACAUUGUGGAGGUCUCAGGACAACAUAAAAAAACCCAAACAGCCUGUGGCUGCGGUUUUUCUCUCCAGCAAUCUGGAUAAAAAGAUGAGAGAGCUGGUCUUAUCUUUCUGUUACCAAUUGCAGUCAAAGUUCCUGGAUGUUGCUUCUGGGGAGCAGGUGGUAAAGAACUUGCUCUACGUGGCCAAGGUGAUUUAUCUCAUCUCACCGGAGUCAGACAUCGCAGACCAAACCGAGAAACAGGAGGAGGUAGAAGACAUCGAAGAGGAACAAGAAGAGGUAGAGGGUGCGGAGGAAGAAACGACACAGAAUAUGAAAGAUGAUGAAGAAGAGAUGGAUAAGGAUCAUCUAGAGGUGCAGGAGCUUGAAGAGCAACAGAAUGAGAACCGGCCUCCAAUGCUCCUCUGGGUCAUGAAGAAGCUUUCAUUGCUGGCCAAAAGAGAAGCAGCCAACACCCCUAAAGUGCAUUUGAAGAGAACUUGUGUGUUUAAGUUCUUGGGAGCCAUAGCUGUGGAUCUCGGCAAGGAUCGGCUCGGACCUUACCUGACCACUAUUAUUGCUCCGCUUUACAGAGAGCUGGACAGUACAUAUGCAGACCAAGAUCCCACGCUGAAGAACCUGGCUCAGGAAUUAAUCGAUUUGUUAAAGAAGCUGGUCGGUCUGGAGCGUUUCUCUCUGGCUUUUGUCGCUGUGCAGAAAGAGGCAACACAGAGACGAGCUUCCCGCAAGAAACACAAAGCCAUGCAGGCUGUUGUUAAUCCUGACAUCGCUGCCAGAAAAAAGGUGAAGAAGCAACUAAAGAAAAAUGACGCCAAAAAGAGGAAAAUUCAGUCGGUGAGGUCAGGACAUAAAGCAAAGAAACACAAAGGCAGCAGCUCUUUGAGAGACUUGGCUAUAAUGCAGUGAAUCCAUUUUCUUGCUGUUUGUUUUUUCAAGACCUCAUCCUCAAAUAUGUAACAUAUAACAUGUGACAGUUUACCGUAACCCCAUAUUUUCUGUAAAAUAUAUGGAUUUUUGCAACAUUUUAAUAAAACAAAGUCUAGGCAUUGUUGUUAUACAUGA